CCCUUCACUUGCGUCAACUGGGUUCAUGCAACAUCUUUUUUCAGCAAUGGCCUUCUCUGAAACUUCUACUAAUUUUCCUCCUUUGACUUCCAAGCCCUUAGCUCUUCAAAACAAAAUUAUUACAAUUACAGGCGUCUGAUAUCUGGUUUUGGUAGAAUUAUUUUCAUUUUUUUUUUCUCUGCCGGCUACUCAUGUUGUAAGAUGAUACCAAAUUGAUCUUCUUCUACCUGGGAAACUAAAACUCUUUAAUGGGGAUUCGUUUAUGGUUUCUGCUUGUUUCUGUUGCUGUUGUUCUCCUUCUUGUCCAGGCCCAGAAUGAUGAUCAAUCAGGAUUCAUCAGCUUGGAUUGUGGGUCGCCAAAAGGUGUUAGAUUCGUUGAGAAUAAAACAAAGAUCGUUUAUACCUCCGAUGAAAGCUUCAUCGACACAGGCGAGAUUAGAAAUGUGUCAGCUGAAUUGCAACCACAAUUCCAGCAGCAGAUGUGGAAUCUCAGAAGCUUUCCUCAAGGAAUCAGGAACUGUUACAGGCUGAAUCUCACAAAAGGCAGCAAAUACUUAAUCAGGGCUAGUUUCUUAUAUGGAAAUUAUGAUGGUCUAAAUCAAUUACCUCAAUUUGAUCUUUAUCUGGGGCCUAAUUUGUGGGGCUCUGUAGCAAUACAAAAUGCAUCCAUCCCUGUUAUCAGGGAGAUGAUACAUGUAAUCUCCUCGGAUCAUUUACACGUUUGUCUAGUUAACACAGACAUGGGUAUACCUUUCAUUUCAGCUUUGGAAUUACGGCUGCUUAGAAAUACAACUUACAUCACAGAAUCUGGAUCGCUAGAACUUUUUACAAGAUUUGAUGUUGCUGGUUCUGCACUAAACCAAACAGCAUUCAGGUUCAACAAAGAUGCUAUUGAUCGUACCUGGGUGCCCUUUAGCUUCCAGGAGUGGGCCGAGAUAAGGACCUCGAAUCUUGUCAAUAUCAGAAAUGAUUAUUUGCCACCAGAAGUGGGUAUGCAAACUGCUGCGAUACCUAAAAAUGCUAGCAAACCUCUACUUUUGUCCUUGGAACCCAGUAAUAGGACUUCUCACUUUUAUGUGUACAUGCACUUUGCUGAGAUUCAAGUGCUUUUGCCCAAUGAGACCAGGGAGUUCAACAUUACUUACAAUGGACAGCAUUGGUUUGGACCUUUCAGUCCUCCUAACUUCACCACAACCACCAUAUUCAGCCCAUCUGCACUGCUGCCACUAAAUGGUUCUUAUGAGUUUUCUAUCUUCAGAACCAACAGGUCAACUCAUCCUCCUCUCCUUAACGCCAUUGAACUUUAUUCUGUUAAGGAACUCUCACGCUUAGAAACAGACCAAACAGAUGCUGAUGCCAUGCUGAAUAUCAAGUCAGCAUAUGGAUUGAAGGAAAACUGGGAAGGAGAUCCAUGUGCCCCUCAAGAAUUCGUCUGGCAUGGACUUAAAUGCUUCUAUCCUGACGGAAAGCCACCUAGAGUAACAUCAUUGAACUUGUCAUCCCUAGGAUUGAGCGGCAAUAUAUUUUCAGACAUAUCAAAUCUCUCUGAGUUAGCUGACCUGGACUUAUCAAACAAUAACUUAACUGGAGGAGUGCCGGACUUCCUAGCAAAAAUGGUUUCCUUGAAGGUCUUAAGGUUGGAUAAUAAUAGGCUAACUGGUUCUAUUCCUCCUGAACUGAUUCAAAAAUCAGACAACCAUAACUUAACGCUAAGUUUUGAAGGAAACCCAGGGCUCUGUGGGAAAGCUUCAUGUAAGAAAAGUAACAAAGUUGUUGUACCUGUGGUGGCAUCCGUUGCUUCAUUUUCUGUUAUAGUGAUAGUAGCAGGAGUGACAAUGUGGAUAAUUAGGAGGAAAAAACGAGCUGGGAUGGGGGAGAUUGCACAUAGCAGAGGACACCAAUCAUUGGUGCUGUCGAACAAUCGCCGUUUCUCAUACUCUGAAGUCUUGAAGAUCACAAACAAUUUUCAGAGAGUUCUCGGUAAGGGAGGAUUUGGAACAGUUUAUCAUGGCUACUUAGAUGACACACAAGUAGCUGUUAAGAUGCUCUCUCCUUCUUCAGUUCAGGGCUACAAGCAGUUUCAGGCCGAGGUAGAGCUCCUUUUGAGAGUUCAUCACAGAAAUUUGACAAGCCUUGUUGGGUAUUGCGAUGAAGGGACCGACAUGGCACUCAUCUAUGAGUAUAUGGCUAAAGGGAACUUGGAUGAACAUAUAUCAGAAAGGAGUAGAAACAUAAUGAGCUGGGAGAGAAGGCUGCAAGUAGUAUUGGAGGCAGCACAAGGAUUGGAGUAUUUGCACUAUGGCUGCAAGCCACCCAUUAUCCACAGAGAUGUGAAGACUACAAAUAUUCUGCUAAAUGACAAUUUGCAAGCCAAACUAGCAGAUUUUGGGUUGUCAAGAACUUUCAUGGUUGAAGGAGACACUCAUGUCUCAACAGUUGUUGCUGGCACUCCUGGAUAUCUAGACCCUGAAUAUUACUUAUCAAACAGGUUAACGGAGAAGAGCGAUGUGUACAGCUUUGGAGUUGUUUUAUUGGAGGUAAUUACAGGCCGGUCGGUGAUUAUGAAAACACAUGAAAAGAUUCAUAUUAGUCAGUGGGUAAGUUCGAUGCUAGACAAUGGUGACAUAAAAAAAAUUGUAGAUCCCAGACUUGUUGAAGAUUUCGAUAUUAAUUCUGCCUGGAAAGUGCUUGAAGUGGCAAUGGCCUGUGUUUCUCCAACCUCCUUUGAAAGGCCAACCAUGACUCAAGUAGUGGCGGAACUGAAAGAAUGUCUGGCAGCUGAGACAGCCAGGACCAAUUAUGGGAGCCCAGAAUCUGAUUCAAAAGAGUCCAUCAAUUUAGUGGCUGUGAGCCUUGCCAGCCAACAGACUCCCCUGGCAAGGUAAUUUUGUACAGGUUGCUUCAAUGAAUGUUUGUUCGUGUAUAUCUGUGUCUGAAGAGAAUGAUAACAGUGAAAGAAGCUUAACAAGCUUCUAUCAGUCUGUCUGUAAUUUCCAUAUAAACCUGUUCAUAUGUAUCACCAUAUUUUUCAGUAAUUUCUUACUAUCAUGUUCAGAAUCAACUUGGAAACAAGACGAUUAUGAAGUUAAAACGA
Carica papaya (papaya) is the source of this 3094-nucleotide messenger RNA. RefSeq names its product LRR receptor-like serine/threonine-protein kinase IOS1. Gene Ontology annotation, biological process: protein phosphorylation. Lineage: Eukaryota; Viridiplantae; Streptophyta; Magnoliopsida; Brassicales; Caricaceae. Gene Ontology annotation, molecular function: ATP binding; protein kinase activity; protein binding. The record is from RefSeq and is a predicted model, not a curated record.